AUGGUAAGGGGUCUUGUUAGUGAGGGCGGUGCUGUUGACCUUCCGAUGACAAGUGAAACGAUAACUGUGAUGAGUGUCAAUGAAGUUGAAGAUGUGGUGAUACUUAGUGCUGAGAGGAUUGUGGGCAAAAUUGAAUCUUACUGGAAGCGCGGUAGUAAUUGGAGGGUAAUUAUGGUGGAAGAUCAUUAGUUGGAUGUUGUGCACUUCAAUCCUUUGGAAGACAGUUCUUUCAUUGAGUUGCUCGCCCCUCUGCGAUCUGAUAAGAACGGUCUAAUCAACAUUGAGAACAGGGACGAUAUCGAGUGCUUUAGAUGGUGUCAUGUGAGACAUUUGGUGCCAAAAAAUCAAAAGGCAAAUAAGAUUACCAGACCUGAUAGAAAAUUUGCUGAGACACUUGAUUAUAAAGGUGUGAGUUUCCCUGUAAAGAUUGACGAUAUACCUAAAAUUGAGAAGGCAAAUAAGAUUAGAAUCACAGUGAUCAUGCUGAAGGGAGAAAAGAUGUUCUUUCCAAGGUAUACUUUAAGCAGAACAAUAUUUUGGGCUCACUUUUUCGAAUUUGCCUUGUAACCAAGCCUGAUCCAAGAUGGGGGUCAUCAGUUGCUAAGCCACUUACCGUCAUUUUUACCGCAAGAAAUUCGAAGAAAAUAUCACUUCGAUAAUUCGGUAAACCGUAUUUUGAACUAAAUUUAAAGAGACAAACAAUAACAUAAGACAUCGAAAAAACAAAAGGGAAUAUUUUAAUCGAAGAAACGACUCAAUUGAUGUUUCAGGUACUGCGCUAGUACGUUUAAUAGUACUGGCUCAUGAGUCAACAAGUUUUAUAUAUAACUGAUAUACACUAUAAAAAUCGCAUGAUAUUGACAUACAUUUUGAUCGUUUCUUGCAAUUACAUUUUGUUUUUUAAUUUGCAUUCUGAUUGGCUAACACCAUAUUGUCUAAAAAUAACUGAACUUGACAGUUGACAAUAACAAUUAAUAAUCAUUUGUAUUUGUAUACACAUAAAUAAUAUCGAUUGAGAAGCGUUUUGGGUGUUUAUUUGUUUCGAAGACUUGUAUAUUUCAUUAAAGAAUAUCUUGCCACUCCUUGAUGUGUAGCUGUCAAAUACUGCCAUUUUUUUGGGUAGUCACGUGACCGGCCCAGACCUGGGCUUUCUCGUCUCUCCCCUCGUCCUCACGUGAAAACCCUGGGAACGAGGUUGUAAAUAUGGCAGAUUGUUUUUUCUACAUAAGGGGUUUGAGGACUUUGGAAAUUCCAGGAAAGGGGGGGGGGAGGGAUUUUGGGUUAAAUUAAGUUCAAACCUAGGGGUUGUGUGUCAAAAGGGAAUCCAGUAAUUUUAGCAUUUACAGGAAAGGGGAUUUUGUGUUAUUUAGAAAUUCCAGGGAUGGGGGUUCUUGGAUGGAUGCAAUCUGCCAUUAUAAAAUAUGAUACCUCGUUUAUAUAGCUUUAAUCUGCCAUUAUGGUUUUAAAAUACAGUAAUUAUAGUGAACUUUUAAAAUGCACCAAUCAAUUUGGGGGUGACCACCCCUUCCCCUGUUGGCAUGGAUUUAGCAAUUUGCCAUUGAUCAUGUUAUCAAGAGGUGCGUAUGAUAUUUGGCAUAAGUAAAAUUCAUUAUGGAGCGGCAUAAGCAUUUGAUCCCCCCUCCCUAAUAUGGUGUAGGGAAUUUUAUGUACAAAAUAUUUUGUUGACAUGAAUGAGUUGACAUAAUUGUUUUGUUUGUGGAAACACCACAAAGUCAAAUGAUUUACUUUGCAAUCCACAAGCUUGGAUGCUCAUCAGUGAAAAUAUAAUAUAUUUACAGUCAAAAGCUCCGCAAAGUGUUUCUGUAAACAAAACAAUUUAAUAUAUUAUUAUUUAUCAACAUGCAAACCAACAAAUUAAGAACUUAAUUAUGACAUGAAGUUCCCGACUCAAUAUUUGUGUUACUUUGCACGGCAGACUUUCUACACUUGAUUGAGUCACUACCUCUGAGUCACUACUUCCCUUUGGGCUUCCAAAGUCAUCAAUUACCCCUAGGCCCUAGGCCCCUAGCUGUGUGGAAAAAACAAUCUGCCAUAUUUAUUGGUUAAAAUUGAUUUUAUCAUUGAUAAAUGUAUACACCCUUGAACAGUAGAACACUGUGUAUAGAAAUAAUAGAAAAACCACAAAAUGUAAAUGAAAAAAAAAACGAUAAAAAUAUCGAGAAAUUUCACAAAUAUUCAAUGUCAUGCGAUUUUAAUAUUUUAUAGUGUAUAUCAGUUGUAUAUAAAACUUGUUGACUCAUGAGCCAGAACUAUUAAACGUACUAGCGCAGUACCUGAAACAUCAAUUGAGUCGGUUCUUCGGUUAAAAUAUUCGCUUUUGCCUUUUCGAUGUCUUAUCUUAUUGCUUGUCUCUUUAAAUUCAGUCCAAAAUGCGUUUUACCGAAAUUAUCGAAGUGGUAUUUCCGUCGACGAAUUUCUUGCGGUAAAAAUGAAGGUAAGUUGCUUAGCAACUGAUGGCCGCCAUCUUGGAUCAGGCUUGGUUACAAGGCAAAUUCGAAAAAAGUGAGCCCAAAAUAUUAUUCUGCAUACUUCAAAGGCUGACUAUCAGGUCAUAUGGAGUUGCUGCUGAUAGAGGACGAUCAUGGAAAUACACAAGAUGUCUUGAUAAGGGAUAUUAGUAUGUUACUUAGUAGUUUACAUAAGACGCAGCACAAGAAAUAUUACUGUCUUAGUUGUCUUAAUGGGUUCAAUUCACAGGAACGUUUAGAUGAACACAGUGGGACCUGUAGGGAGGUAAAUGGAACGUAGAAAACUAUGAUGCCAAAGAGAGGUAGUAAAGUGGUGUUCAAGGAUCAAAGGAGACAGUUGCCUGCUCAGUUUGUGAUAUACGCUGACUUUGAAUCGUUGUUGAUCCCUAUUGGUGAGAAGAAUUAGGGAUGUUUACGUAAAAUACAGAGCCAUGAGACUUGUGGUUAUGGGUUCAAAAGAGUAUGUUACUAUUCAAUAAACCCGCUUACAUUGGAAUGAGUAUACUUGACAUAUCGAAGACGCUGAUGUAUGACUUCUACUAUAAUUAUAUAAGGAAAUUGUAUGGGAAUAGAGCAAAGUUACUUUUCACUGAUACAGAUAGUUUGUAGCCAACGUGGCCGGCUCUAUUGAAGGAGAGCCUGCCCGAAAGCCCUAGUCAAAUUGAUGACUCUCGGCAGCCAGCCGCCGAGAAUUGUGAUUGGCUCAAUUUACGUUGACGACAGGUUGAUUGACAUGUUACGCUGAUUUAUUCAAAUAUUUAAAAAUAAAUACAGUAAAAACAAACGGCAUCGCUAUAUUAAAGUGUAAAUCUGUCGGCUAAAAUAUAAAAUUCAAAAGACAAAGUGUAAAAUGUAUAACAUAUACCGGUAUCUAAACAGAAUACGGCAAGCCAUACUGCUAUUACUGCAUAUGUCGUAUGAUUUUACCGUAUGGUCACUAUAGUAUAUAGAGUAUAAAACCUUGGCUGUCCUUGCCUUGUUUAUAUUUUGCUGGCUGGCAAAUUACGAUUAUAUAAAACAAUACAUUCCCCAUUGUGUUUAAUACACCAUAAUAAUACGAAGCUCUCUUUGGAGCUUUUAAAAUACAUUUGUCUGCCAACGAGUAUAACACGGGAAGGGGUCUAUUUAAACUUUUCCUAAGUCAUUAUAUUUAAUACUGCAAUAUUUAUAACUGUAGUACAGCCAUACAGGUGCAAAGCAUAAUAUAAUUUUGAACGGUCUUCGUCUACUACUAAUUUCCAGACAAAGUCGAAGGGCCUUCGCUCGAAAUGCCGACGUUUUGCUUGUAUUUCCAAGCAGUUGAAUCGCUAUCCAUCUAUUGUAAAAAGUUUAUUGAAAGCAUGUAGCGCAGGCUAUAGUAAAUAUGCAACAAUUAAAAUUUUAAGUCAUCAAUUUAUACAAAACUAUUUCGAGUGGGCGGUGUUAAUAUGGAAUAUUAACUAAGUGGGCGGCAUCAAUUUGACUAGGGCUUUCGGGCAGGCUCUACUUAUAAAAGAGCCGGCCACGCUGGCUAGAUAGUUUAAUGUAUAGGUAACAUACUCCUGAUGCCUAUUAAGAUGCGAUGAAAUUUGCCUGCAAGUUUGAUACUAGUGGUUAUAGUAAAGAUUCUCCGUUCUAUGAUGCAACUAAUAAGAAAGUUAUCUGGAAAAUGAAAGAUGAGGCUGGUGGAGUACCUAUAAGAGAAUUUAUUGGAUUGCGGUCUAAGAUGUAUAGUUAUGAGAAAGAAGAUGGGAAAGGUUGUCGGAGACUUUACCUCAGUCUAUAG
Messenger RNA from Paramuricea clavata, 4254 nucleotides. NCBI's taxonomy places the organism in Eukaryota, Metazoa, Cnidaria, Anthozoa, Malacalcyonacea, Plexauridae. The record is from the annotation of a GenBank genome assembly.